AUGCCGGCAGCUUUGUUCAGCGCCGCCGAACCUGCGCGCUGCGCUCCGCGGCCGCGCUCGCCCCGCGCCCCUCCGCUGCGGGCUCUGCCCGAGGGGCAGCGCUGCUUCCAGCCGGGAAAACGCCGAGCCAAGCGGCUGUGGGAAAGGGAGAAAGGAGGGGAUAAAAAGCCCCGAACGAACCAAAGCCCGUUUGCCGGUGUUUGCCCGGUGGGAAGCGCGCUCGCUGCGCGCGGGGGAGGACAGGAGGUGCCGGGCGGUCCGAGCGGGGCGCGGGCACUGCGGGAGCGGUGCGCUGGGAGAGGGAACGGGGAGCGCAUUGUGUCUGCGUCCUCCCUCACUCAACGGCGCCGAGACUCCCGGAAAGCUCUGGGCAGCGGGUUUGAUUCCUUGGAAACGCUCAGCCGCCCCUCCCCCGCGAUCUGCGGCUUGUGUGUGCCGGGAUCCGGGCGAGAGCCGGGGGGGGUCCGGGGCCGGCCGGUGGCGAGCGCGGUGCCGCGGCCCCUUCCCGGAGCGUCCGAGAUCGGGGCAAGCCGGAGCGACAGCGGGUCCGGGGAGGGCUGCCCGGCGCCCCCCAGGAGGGGCCAGGUGACCGAGCCCACCGGCGGCGGCGGACACGGCGCUCCGGGUGCCCCCGAGAUGCCCUCAGCCGUGACGGGGAUGCCGCCUCCCCCCAGACGGAGAGCUGAGGAAGCAGCCUGCGCGCUGUCUGUGGGGCCCGCAGCCGCGCCUGGCUCCCGCUUUCGGCUCCCGGCUGGCAGCCCAGACCUCUCCCCGGCGCCCGAGGUGCCGAGAGAGCGGCGCUUCCCCCGGACCUGGCAGCGGCACCGGCUCCGUGGGCGCCUCUCGGGAUGCGCGCGCCCCGCUCCCGUCCUCCGGGACCUCGUCCUGCCGCGGCCGCCCCCGGCACGGUGUCCUCAGGGAGAGAGGGGUCCCUCCCGCUGUCCCCGGCCCGUGGGUUGUCCCGCCCCGUCUGUCGCGGCGGCGGGAGAGCCGGGCUCGGCUCCCGCCUGCCGGGGCUUCAGCCGCAGCCCCUUCACUUGCGGGACCGCUUCCCCCUGA
This is a messenger RNA of Agelaius phoeniceus (red-winged blackbird), 1059 nucleotides long. Lineage: Eukaryota; Metazoa; Chordata; Aves; Passeriformes; Icteridae. The record is from RefSeq and is a predicted model, not a curated record.